UCAGUACGUGAGAUGUCCAACCUUAUACAAGAAUGAACCUCUGAAAGACAUCGUUACAAAAGCUACAAAAAUCCCACAAUGACUAUCAAAUAAUCUUACUAAAACAUUGUUUACGUAUAAUCAACGAGACAAUCACGAUGAAUUUUAAAUUCAACUUUGGUUAUGAGCUGCCGUCUGUUCCGGUGCCUUCGUGUUGUUGUGGGUGGUUUGCGAGGGACGCAAGGGGAUGGAUGAUCUGCCUUGCUGUUCUUAUCAUCACCGUUAUUCGCAGUGGUAUCACCUACAGCUUUGGUAUCUUUGUUGUUAAACUCGAAGAUACCUACCACAAACCAUUAGCUGAACAAAAUUGGAUUGGGACAUUAUCGUUUGCCAUUUCUCUAUCGUUCUCACCUCUGUCUGUUAUGCUGAUCCGGUAUUUAGGGCCCAAUGGGUAUAGAAUAACUGGUAUCGCAGGAACGUUAUGCCUCAGCAUAAGUUGUCUUGGAUCAUCGUUCAUCCAUUCUCAAGAAUGGUUAUUUUUAACCCAUAGCUUACUCUAUGGAGUUGGCUCCAGCUUAAUUUACAUGUCGUCCAGUUUAAUAAUAGGGGACUAUUUUGAUAAAUCGCACAACCUCCACGUGCUGGCCACCAGUAUAUUAUUAUGCGGGUAUCCUGUGGGUAGUCUGUUGUUCAACCCACUAAACGCAUGGAUUUUGGAGUCGUAUGGUUGGCGAGUGGCUUUCAGGGCAUCGAGUGGUCUGAUCCUCGUCAUAGGCUUAGCCUGCUGUACCCUCUUUAAGCCAAAGUCCAAACCGGGAUACACUGAAGAGAAAUUAGACGACGAAAACCCUUCGAUUGAGGAGGAGAAAAUAGAAGAAAAGAAAAAUAGCUUUAGUUUAAAGCCAUGGUCCAGUCUGAAAGAAGUCCGUCGAAGACCAGAAAUCGUUUUAUGGCUGGUCGGCAAUUUCCUUAGCUAUUUAGGAUUCUAUAUGCCAUUUCUUAAUUUGGCAUUCUACAUGGACAAACGAGGUAUAGAUACAGUCCAGAGUGCCUGGGCCUUGACCCUUUUGAGCCUGGUAGAGUGUAUUACAUACGUCAUUUCUUCCAUUAUCGGCGACUUUUUCAAAGGACGGCUGGUGUUCGUUAAUCUGUUCGCCUCGGUAGCUCUUUGUAUCAUAUGCUUCAUGUGGCCCUUUGUAGACGUUGGUUACGAUGCAAUACUCGCUCUUUCCUCAGUAAUGGGCGCGUUUCUAGGCCUUACAAUAGUGUAUACUUACGCGGCAUCUGGUGAAGUGACGCAGCUACCAAUAGAUGUCGCUUGGUCGCAUACUAACAUGUGGUGUGGAUUUGGCAUACUUCUAGGACCACUGUUUUCUGGUACAAUCUACGAUAUACGUCAGUCGUAUGAUGACGUAUUCUAUGUCAUCGGAACUCUGUACCUCUUGGGAACAGUUAUAUUUGGGACGAUAAUACUAAUUGGGAGACUACGAGAUAAAAAUAAACUUGAAUACGAAGAGUUCAACGACGAACCUGUCACAAACUACAAAGACACUUUCAGAGUGACAAAGCGGUCUAUAUCCACGGGAAAUAUGGAUAGCGAUGACGACAGUAGCCGUUGUAGUAGCUCUGACAACAAACCAAUACGUUAUUCUGAGAAUACACCCAUCGGGCAACCUUAACUCACCAUACCAAACGUGACACACAGACACAUAGAAUUUGUCUGCCUGGAAUGCUGGCAUGCAUUGAAGAGAUACAUCUUGCUAUAAUCAUUCUGUGUCGCCAAGGUUCCACAAGCUUCGUACAAUUGGACCAAAUGAAGUUUUUGUUGUAACUAAUUAGUUCCGUCUAAUGCCUCAGUCAUUUGAUCUACGGCAAACGUACGUCGGUCGUAGCUUCCCAAAAUCGAGAGAAAUAUGCAGCAUGAAAUAAAGGCACGA
Messenger RNA from Owenia fusiformis, 1916 nucleotides. Lineage: Eukaryota; Metazoa; Annelida; Polychaeta; Sabellida; Oweniidae. The record is from the annotation of a GenBank genome assembly.